UGAUUUAUUCGUAUCUUUUUCGAUACAAAUUUCGAUCAACACAUCUCUAAUUUUCAACCAUAUGCUAAAAUCCGGAGAUUUGGAAGAUACAUUCAUACAAAUUUUGGGUUGAAGGGGAAAUUUUUCGGGUUAUAAUGUCUUCGAAUUUGUAUGCAGAUCAUUAUAAUCAAAAGAUUGAUUAUGUUUUUAAGAUUGUUUUAAUUGGAGAUUCCGCAGUUGGUAAAUCUCAAUUAUUGGCUAGAUUUGCAAGAAAUGAAUUUAGUUUAGAUUCAAAGGCUACAAUUGGGGUUGAGUUUCAAACAAAAACUUUGCUUGUUGAUAACAAAACCGUUAAGGCACAAAUUUGGGACACUGCGGGACAAGAAAGGUAUAGAGCAGUAACAAGUGCAUAUUAUAGAGGUGCAGUUGGCGCGAUGCUAGUCUAUGACUUAACAAAACGCCAAUCAUUCGAUCAUAUGGCUAGAUGGCUGGAGGAACUAAGAGGUCAUGCUGACAAGAACAUAGUUAUAAUGCUCAUCGCGAACAAAUGUGAUCUAGGAAGUCUUCGAGCUGUACCAGUUGAAGAUGCUCAAGAAUUCGCAGAAAGGGAAAAUCUCUUCUUUAUGGAAACAUCAGCUCUUCAAUCCACAAACGUCGAGGGUGCAUUCAUGACAGUUUUAACAGAAAUUUAUAAAAUCAUUAGCAAGAAUACGCUUAUUGCAGCUCCGGGAGCUGAUUAUGGGAAGUCACAAUCUUUAAAGGGAACCAGGAUCAUUGUUCCUGGCCAGGACUUGGAUUCUGGUGGGAAUAGUGGUGGUUGCUGCAUGUCGUCAUGAUUUUUUAUCG
This is a messenger RNA of Solanum stenotomum, 825 nucleotides long. RefSeq names its product ras-related protein RABA4d-like. Gene Ontology annotation, molecular function: GTP binding; GTPase activity. Bases 135 to 815 code for a protein of 226 amino acids. The record is from RefSeq and is a predicted model, not a curated record. The transcript is spliced from 2 exons. Gene Ontology annotation, cellular component: endosome. NCBI's taxonomy places the organism in Eukaryota, Viridiplantae, Streptophyta, Magnoliopsida, Solanales, Solanaceae.